Messenger RNA from Lobosporangium transversale, 3247 nucleotides. RefSeq lists its product as hypothetical. Lineage: Eukaryota; Fungi; Mortierellomycota; Mortierellomycetes; Mortierellales; Mortierellaceae. The transcript has 2 exons. Gene Ontology annotation, molecular function: protein-macromolecule adaptor activity; ubiquitin protein ligase binding. The coding region runs from base 68 to 3163 and encodes 1031 amino acids. Gene Ontology annotation, cellular component: cytoplasm; cytosol; plasma membrane. Gene Ontology annotation, biological process: ubiquitin-dependent endocytosis. The record is from RefSeq and is a predicted model, not a curated record.
UUUUUUUUUCUUUUUUAUUCAUCGACAGUCGUCUUAUUUUCCUUUAUUUUAUUCCUUCAACAGCAGCAUGGCUGCUUCUCGAGUAGUCUACCCUGCCACUGGGCAACUACAAGACAUCCACCUUCGCUCGGCCUCCCCAUCCAUGGCCCCGUCGGCACCAACAAGGAUACGAACCAGCGGCAUUUUCACGCGACGUCUCUCACUUACAGCUGCCUCUGUUGCCAACACAGUAGCUUCAUCCUCUCUCUUCGGAUCCUCUCCACCCCCAGCACAUGGCUCCGGGUUCUAUCAACAAAGCUCGUUUUUCCGCUCCUCCAAUUCUACAGUCCACAUUAACCCAGCAGCCAGUUCUUCCUCUAUCAAUGUCUCUUCGACUGGGAAUUACUCCAAUAACAGUAACAACAGUGGAUCUUCAAUGUAUAAUAACAACAAUGGUUCAUCAGCAACAAUAGCUGAGGGCUUUUCUUCCAGGAGGCAGCGCACGCGCAGUACAAGCCACCCGCCACCUCCCAAGUAUAAGACUUCUCGAACACCACAACUGCGCAUAUCAUUACAGGAUUCUACUGGGAACCUUGUUCUCUCACCGCCAGUAAUGGCGCCUGGCGAGUCCAUUCGAGGACAGAUCCACUUGGAGCUGCCCAAAGCCACACCAGUACACUCGAUUGAAGUCCUCUUGACAGGAACUGUGACAGCAUUGGAUGGGACACGCCUGGGCUCGAUGAAAACGGUCACGAUAUUGGAGGAGUGCAAGACUGUGGCAACAGCAUCAAUCACAAACCAGAGAACAAAUACUACCCGUCGCCAUACGACGCCCGCACCCACAACAGGAACAGCUAAUAGUGGUACUGCUUCUGCUUCUCAGGAUGGUCAUUCCCAUAGGGGACGUGCACGCAGAAGCAGCAUGAUGGGUGGUACUUCACAGGACAGGGCUCGCUUCCCAGCCAUGCCUAUCCAGAAUACUCUUGCUGCAGCUGUGACUGCUACAUUAGCAGCACAAGGAGGACCUGGCGCCAUUGAAUGCAGAAGUAGGCUCAUGUCAAGGACUUUGUCAAAUCCUUCACCAUACUACGCAUCCGGCGCUGCAGCGCAAACGGUUUCAACACUGUCUCUCCACCGUUCUGUAUCACCUUCACUUGCCAAUUCCCGUGGCAGGAGAACGAGUUUCUCUGCAAAUGUGGACACAACGCUAGCUGGAUUCAGCGUCAAUGGUGGUGGGGGUAGUGGCGGUAGUGGUACUAGUAAUACUGGUGGGAUCCUUGGAAGGAGUGGAUUCAGUAUGAGCAUGGUCAACGUUAGUACUACAUUUCAUGACCACGAUGCCAUGAUGGAAGACGAUCCUUCUUUGCCAGCAGCACCAUCUUACGACCCCCCAGAUUAUGAGAACGCUGUAGGCUCAACCGGAGGCGAGCGACCCUCAACUGAUUCUUCCAGGACCGAUACCUCAUCAGAGCAAGCUAUCACAGUAACUGUCGAUAGUAGCUCAGAAAGGAGGACAUCGGAGCAAAUUGACGAUACAGUAGCAGCAGUAUCUAUUGCUAACUCUGCCCAUAGCUCAGACGAUGUCAAUAUGGAUAGAAGACACUCUUCUCAAAAUGAUCAAACGGACUAUGCCACUGCACCAUCGACAUCGUCUUCAUCAAUAACUACAACUACUACUACCACAUCAACAACUACUACAUCAUCAGUAACAACGGCUUCUCCUCCAGCAGAACCAGUAGAGCCUAAAGCAGUGUUGAUGCAACCUGGCAAUUAUGUGAUCCCUUUCUCAAUCCGAAUCCCUGCCAACUCAGUCAUGUCCCUACCGGGCUCAUUCUCUGAUCCCGUUGGUAGUGUCAACUACCAACUUCAAGCGGUUAUGAAACAAAUCCUUCCAAGUCCUGAUCCUUGCAAUUCCAAAGCAUUGUUAGUCGAACCUACCUUUUUUUCUGCAACUCAGGCCAUCAAACUAAUUCCCAUGAACGAUCCUAUGAACAUGCCUCUGUACAGUAUCCCAUUUGGGACAGAGGCUGUGAGGGCAAACGUUGGACAUUGGGUCUGGUCCACAGGGUUUAUGGAAGCCCGGGCAUGGGUUCCUAAACAAGGGUAUCGUCCCGGAAGGAUAAUCCCGCUCGUGAUUCAUAUUGUGAACCAUUCAGAUGCGAAGCAAGUUAGUGUCGAGACCACGCUCUGUAAGUGCCUACAUUAUGGUUCUGGCCUUUCAAAGGUCCGUGCGAUGGGUAUUGCAGGACAGGGUUACCUCUUGGAUUCAGCAUUCACACAAUCAGAUCCCAUUGAGCCUUCAGAAGAGAUUGUGUCUCCGAUUGCGAACAAUAAUGGAAAUAUUCCUGAAGGAGGAGGAGAGGAAGAAGGGGGGAAUGUGGGCAGUGGAAGACGACGAUUGGGACGGAGGAGAGCUGGUAGUCGAAGCCAGUAUCCAGAAAACUCUAUGCCUUCACCUCCUGCAUCGCCCAACAGUUCAACCUUCCCAGCAGAAGGAGACGAUGCAUGUGAGGGACAGGACAAUAGUGCACAGAUGGCGAGAUCGAUUUCAAGUCAAUGGGAAUCAAGUCAUUCCAAUAGCGGUGAUAGCAAUGGGACCCCUAUCAGCUCAGGAACCAUUGUUUAUAGCUCUGAGAACCGCUCUGGUAUGACGUCACCUACACCAUCAAGCCAUUCUACGCUGACAUCCUCUGCACAGCAGCAACAGCAACAGCAACAACAACACCAGCAGCAGCAAGCACCGUUGCCGAUUGUCCAACAUCUGCGUGAAAAGAUGGUGAAAUCUAAAACACUAGUCAAUUGUAGUCUGGCAGUUGAUCGUGAGAUCCAAAAGACGAUCCUAGUUCCAAUCCCACACAGUGCAGGCUAUUCCAUCUUGAAUGCUCCUCUUUUGGAAGUAUCGUAUGAGAUUGUGAUCAAAAUCAAAGCAGAAAAGGUUUAUUCGCGUACAAUCCGACUGUCGGUCCCGAUUGUGGUGGUCGUACCAGAAGAAGGUGAUUUGAUGGAGGAGGAUGAAGAAGCAUUGCUGGUGAGUGCAGGAAUAGAUAGCCCGGGGAUGUUAUCCCGAGACAAUUUGGGAUUGGCGUUCAGCGGUGAUGAGUUUGAUUAUGAUUUGGGCGACCAGGGUGAGUGUCCACCUUAUGAGGCAACAGCUGGAUCUGGGCGUCGGCGCAGCCGUAGGUGAAAAACCCCUAACAAGGAACCAAAACAACAAGAAUGGGUCCUUUUCUUUUUUUUUUUUGUAAAUUUAUUUCUUCAAGUAUGUAUU